Lymnaea stagnalis (great pond snail) is the source of this 6929-nucleotide messenger RNA. Lineage: Eukaryota; Metazoa; Mollusca; Gastropoda; Lymnaeidae. The record is from the annotation of a GenBank genome assembly.
UUUUUAUUUCAUAUUUUAAAUGCCUGAAUUUUCGUUUAGAGUAAAAUAAAAAAUUCUUUGAGUUUGGCUUGUUUUUUUAAAGCAAUUCCGGCAUAUUUAAAUAAAUGCUGUGUUACAGAGAGGUCGGUCAUCACCAUUGCAUGAAGCCUAUGUUUUGAAUGACGAAAUGGUAAUUAUAAUUGUAUCAUCAUAUUAUUGAGAUAAUGUUUUUGAGGAAUUGGGAGUUUUUCGAGAAUGACAUUCAAUGAAAACGAUUUUGACAGUAUUUAUUAAGUUACAGUGAACGGAGUCGGAGUUUAGAAGAAGUCAAGUGUGUAAAGUAAAAGUGUAGGGAAAGUCAGAAAGUUUAUAAUAAUAAUAAGUAUAAGAAUAGAGGAGUGACCGACCGAGUAAUUUUUAAAGUGAAUUUAACGUAAAUAAGUAUAUAACUUAGUCUUAGACAAUAUAAGACAAUGCGAGAAAAGUCACAUCAGAAUCAGUGAUUGUUUUUUCCUUAGCCUAAUGAAAUGAGCCUAAUUAAUGUAAUGUCAUCAUCAAUGACUUGUAUUAUUUAUUAGUUAUCAUUUACUUCUGACAGAUAUCUCUCAAUACUACAACUACUGUUAACUAACUAUCAUUAAUGUUGAUCAUUUAGAUUAAGCAAUCAUAAUGAUGGACUGCGGCUAUUCCGACCUGGUAUCAGAAGUGAGAGGUUGGGUUUAUUAAAAAGGCAGUGUCUACACGUCCGGCGCGCUGGACGUAUAUCUCCCACACUAUUUGUCCGGCGACAAAUUCACAUGACCGCCUUAGCAAAGUGGCGAGAGAUAUCUUGUCCAUCAGCCUUGUCACGUGACCGCGAAUGAUUCAAAACUAUUGUUAAUUUUAAAAUCUAUUUCUCUACCAAGUAAUGUACUUAGUAUCUUGAAUGCAAAUAAUAGAAAAAAACUUAAGGGAAAGUGGCUUGUAGACAUUUUUGUUUUGUUUGUUAUUUGAGUUUGUAUACCAGUAAAUGAGUAAUCCAUAAAAUAAAUUAGGUGCCAGUAUGGAGUAGGCAUCCAAUAAAAGUAAAGGAUUUCAUUUUAAAUUGUUUAAAUUGCUACAAAGUAGUUAAAAACUUCUCAUGAAACUACUGUUGCUGAUGAACAUGAUAAUAUAAAUAUAAUAUAAAAUAUUUUAAAUUAAAAUGGGGGAAAAAAAAAUCUCAUACUGGGCACUAAUAUGAUAUCGUCAAGCGACCGCUCUACCACAAGACCACACAAGAUCUUCCAGUAGCCACUUCGUUCGGAAUAAUAACGACUACUAGUCAUCCAGCGGUCACGUGACAUGCCCGCCGGACGUAUAUCACGCACACUAUUGUCCAGCGCGCCGGACGUGUAGACACUUCGUAUUAAAAAAUAGGCCAUGUCUACACGUCCGGACGUAUAUCUCCCGCACUAUUAGUCCUGCGACCAAGUCACAUGACCGCCGUAACAAAGUGGCGUGAGAUAUCUUGUCGGCCAGCCUUGUCACGGACUGCGAAUGAUUCAAAACUUUUGUUAAUUUUAAAAUCUAUUUCUCUACCAAGUAAUGUACUGAGUAUGUUGAACGCCAAUAAUAGAAAAAAACUCAAGUGAAAGUGGGUUGUAAACAUUUUUGUUUAGUUUGUUAUUUGAGUUUGUGUACCAGUAAUCUUUAAAAUAAAUUAGAAUUAGGGCAGGGGCCAGUAUGGAGUAGGCAACCAAUAAAAGUAAAAGAGUUCAUUUUAAAUUGUUUCAAUUGCUACAAGCUAUUUAAAAACUUCUCGUGAAACUACUAUUGCUGAUGAACAUGAUAAUAUAAAUAUAGUAUAAAAUAUUUUUAAUUAAAAUGGGAAAAAAAAACGAUCCUAUACCAGUAUUGAUCCUCAAAUCAUAAUAACGUCAAGCGACCACUCUACCACAAGACCACACAAUAUCUGCCUAGUUGCACUUUGUUCAGAAUAAUAACAACUACUAGCCGACCGGCGGUCACGUGACAUGCCGCCGGAUGUAUAUCUCGCACACUAUUUGUCCGGCGCGCCGGACCUGUAGACACUUCGUAAAAAAUAUGGUAAAUGGCAAAUGAUCAUUCAAGGUGCCACGAAGAUCUAUCCCUAUGCCUAACCCGAACCCUAAAUCGAUCCCUAUGCCUAACCCGAACCCUAAAUCGAUCCCUAAAGGGAUCCGGGUCCGAAUAGUGGCCAUGGUCCCAUCAGACUAAAUGCUAUUCCAAUGUCAUUUGUGAUAGUUUAUUUUAGUUAAACUGAAGAAAGAAGUUUAUAAACGUAUAGUCAAUAGUCCAUUCAAUUAUCUUUCAUUUGAUACCUAAUUUUGUCUUACAAACCCAACAAUAGUAUUUUAAAUAUUUAAAAAAAAUAAAAUCUCUCACUUGUGAUGCCGAGUCCAAAUAGCCACUUCGGUUAUAAUGAUUUAAAUGAUAAAUAUCUCUAAUAUAUGCAGUAUGACUAGUAAUGCUAAAGUAUAGCCCAUGGCCGUAAUAAAUUCUAAGAACAAGACUACUAAGAGAUUGUAACAACCUAGUCAACCAAGACUACUAUUGUCAACUAUUGUUUGGAGUUAUUAAAGUUAUGUCUGUUCCUGCUGUGAGUUUAAUUUUACUUUAUGUCUAAUAAUAUAUGUGAUAGAAUAUUUUGAGUGCAUGUUAAUCAAAUUAAUGCUGGUGCAGUCCUAAAUAACUGCAUUAUUUUUAUUACCAGUAUUUAGGGGCCAUCCAUAAUAAAUAAUGUCAGGCUAUUUAAUAAUUUUAGCCUUGAUUUUAUUCCCUUUCCCCCCAUUUUCAUAAUAAGUACUGGAUAUGUCAUUUGUCACAAAAUUUAGAAACCCUAUCAAACCUGGUCACAAAAUCGUAAGUCGUAACACACACCCCCCCACCUUUCCAUGCAAGACUUCUUGUUGUUUGUCCUUCACAUGAGAAGAUGACAAAGUAAAGGCUAUAUUUCACUGUGAGUACGCAGAGGCUUGUCAGUAUGAUUUGUUCCUUUAAAUCUUUCCCGCUUGUAGUCACAAAUAUUUUGGGUUCUAGUUGGAUUGAGUCAGUUCUGCUUUUCCUUGGCUGUGCGCUUUCUUGGGCGUGAGCAUUACAUUUGCUCUCCAAGGAUUGUGCUCCAACAGUGAGUCUGCCUCAACAGGAUGUACGAUCCAUAUCAAGUGUUUCCCACAAAUUUAGGUUGAUAGCCAUGGAUUUGAGUGAAGCUUUUAGACAAUGCUUAAAUAAUUUUUCCUACCCACCAGCUGAGCGUUUCGAUCUGGCAAGUUCACUGAUCAUUAGUUGUUUAGGAGGUCUGCUGUCUGGCAUUCUCGCAACAUGCCCUGCCCAUCUGUCUUGUCCUUUUUGAGGGAACAUGUGAUAAAGUCAGCCUGUUGUGAUAUCAGGGACUUUGUCCUGUCACCGUUUGCCAAGAAGUUUGAGUAGACAGUGUAGGUAGAGAUGGCUUAGUUGUCUAGCAUGUCUGCUGUACACUGUCCAGCUAUCACUGGCAUAUGGGAGAGUUGUUAUUAUGGUUUCCCUAUACAUUAUAAAGGUUCAGCUUAGUGAUACUAAGACCCCUUCGCUCCCAGACACUCUACCGGAGCCAUCCAGAUACAUUUUCUUUGAAAAUUUAUUGAUUUCAUUAUCUAUUUUAUUGUUUCUGACCAGGAGGUCGAAUAUGUGAAUUUUUCCACUUCUUGGAGAUUCUUUCCCAUUAUUAUUGGUUGUCCCCGGUCAGUGAAUACAAUUUGAUUUUUUUUUUUUUUAAGUUGCUGAAUCUGAAUUCUUGUAAGCUACAGAUUUUUCUGGGUAUUUUUUCAACAUGAUACUUUCUACCAGGUCCAUGAUAGUACUUCAUGUCACUGUUUCCACAGAGCCCUUCCUUACUGUUGAUAUUAAUAAUACAUUUUUAAACGAUAAAAAGGACACAAAAUUCUGAUCACAUGCAAUAUAAUAAAUGACCAUAAACUGGGACGGUUUACCAAAUGAUAAGUAUUCAGUGAAAGUGAUCUGUCAAAUAAGGUCAUAUAAAUUAUAUUUUACUCACAUGCUUGUUUAUUAAAAAAAUAAACUAAUAAAAAUCAUUUUUUAAAUCAGGCUAAAUACCUGGCACAAAUAAUUAUAGCCGGUACACAGGUGGUUGGAAGGGCAUUUGCGAGAGCUGUAAAACAAGAAUAUGCUGCAAGCCAACAAGCAGCAAAAAAUGCUGGUGGUGGUCGACAUGGUACCAGGAAAGCAGCAGCUGACACAGUUUCAGGGAUGACAUUACAAGUUUGUAUUUUUAUUGGAGCUGAAAACUGUACAAUUUUUAAUUUAAAGAAGAAAAAAGUUUCAGACAGCCUCUCUAGUUCAAUAUAAUUAAUUUUUUACACUAAAUCACUUUAUUAAUGAAUUGUCCUAUAUGACCCACAUACCAUGUAUGUCUGGCAGUUUUUAUUAUGUUUGUAUAAAUUGAUUAUACAAAUAUAUUUAAAUAAUAUUUGGCUAUGAUCUGCACAUGUCAAGUGAUAUAAUUUGCAUACUGUACAUAUUUUGAAUGUAAUUAUAUCUGUUUAUCCUCUGUAUGUUUCUGAAUAUUAAUUUCGUUUAUUUCAUUUUUUAAAAAGAGAAUUGAGCAACAUUUUGCUGUCUAAUGCAGUUUUUGUUAGUUACACAUUUUAAGAAUAAGUUUAUUGCUUGUAAACAAACUAAUUAAGGAAAUGAUCUUGUUUCAAAAUUAGUAUUGUUGCUCUUAGCCAGGCAUACACAAUUUUCCGGUAAUACUAAUUACUAAUAUAUUUGUUAAACACAAAUGAGUAAAUACAAUUGUGUAAUAUUGAGGCAAUCGCCAUUUGAGUCUUUGUCAUAGCCUCUUCAUAAAUGAUUAUCUUAAACUUAAACAGAACUCCCCAAAGCUGGUGGAGCUCAUUAAUAAUUUUAGAAUUAUGGCUUGUACUAAGUUUAUACUUUGAUAAAUAUUAAUUUUUCACAAUGAAAUGUUUUGCUUUAACCAGUAAAUGUUGUUACCUGUAAAAAAUAAAUUGAACCAAAUUUGUUUUCCCAUUCCAGGAAGCCAAACAAAUAUUGAACAUAUCAGAUGUCAGUGAUAAGGAAAGUAUAAUAAAAAAUUAUAAUCAUCUGUUUGAAGUCAAUGACAAAUCCAAAGGAGGUUCAUUAUAUUUACAAUCAAAGGUUUGUAUAAACUAAAUUACACAUCAAGUGCUUUACACAAAAUAUAAAAUGCAAUUAACAUUUAAUUAUUGAAUUGUGUCAGUUGAUAACUUUGCAUUGUUAAUGUUAGCUUUUUUUACUUGCAUAUAAUUCUUCUUCCCCUAUAAGAAAAAGGAAGCAAAAUAGACUUGCUAUUCAUAGUAUUUUUUUUGUUAAAUAAUAAAUUUUCAUGUGUAGAUACAUUUAUUAUCAAAUUAAUUGAAGACGUUCAUAUGAAAAAAUUUUCUUUUAUCCAACUCGUGCAUAAGGAGCCUCAUGGCACCUGGUUUUGUAAUACGCUUAGCCAAUUUAACCUGGAACUUAACUACCACACACAAGACUGCUAAAGUUUACUGCAUUCAUUAUUGAGAAAUCCAAGUGUGUUUGAUUCUUGUUUCAUUCUUAUUUACAUGAGUUCGAAGUUUAGCAGUCUUCAGGGAUUUAAUAUCAAGUGUCUAUAAUAAAAUUAUUGAACUGUCUGAUAUGCAAUCUUUUGAUAUUGAUGAAUCCCAAUCAGAUUCUCAAAAUAGCUCAGUUACUUUUGUGUUACUUUAGCAUGUGAUGCCAAUAUUGACCAUCAUGGUUACAUUUACAGUAUCUUAAUAUACAAUUUUAUACCUUUUAUAUAUGUAAUAGAUAGAAAUUAAAGUUUUUGUUCAAAAUGUACAUUAUUUUUUUAAAUUGGAGUUAUACCCCUUUUUAGGGCAGAUUGAAUUCUGAACAGAAAAAGUAGACCAGACCAGGAAGGAUGUUGUUAUAUUCAAAUAAUUGAUUUUAAUUAAAUUUGUUUCAGUAUGUCAUGUGUUUAUUCUUUUUAAUGAGUUCAUGUGUUUUUUUCUUCUUUUUUCUCCAGGUUUUGAGAGCUAAAGAAAGACUAGAAAUGGAGAUGUUAAAUCAACAAAAGACACAAGCUGAAAAAAGCAAAAGGUCUUCAGAUGAACCCUAUUCCUGACAAAACUAAAGAUGUAUGAGUGUGGAAGCAUGUGUGAGGUUUGAGGGGAAUGUGUGACCAUUGUUGAGAAGCAACAGUAAAUCUAACCCUAGUUUGGACUGCAUAUGUACAGUAUUUUAAAUAUUGUUUUGUACAUACCUAAAGUAGUGCACUAUGGGAGAUACAUAUUGCAAUCUACAUGUGAUAACUGGAUUAAAAAAUUUUCUAAAGGGGGUGAAGCAUUCUGACAUUUUUUAAUAUUAGAGCUGUAUGCCAAAUUAAACUAUUGAUCAAAAAAAAAAAAAAAAAAUCCAGUAGUUUUCAAAUUUAAAUCAUUGACUGAAUCCAUUUAAAUUGUAAGCCACAGAGGUGAUCUUCUCUAUAUCAUGACACCUACAUCAUGUCAUUGUUUAGAUGGUGACUGAAGGUCUCAUAUGAAAUAAUAAUUGCCAUCUUAUUGCGCUGCACUUUACAGAAGUUGAACUUGAAUGCUAUAGGAACCUAUUUCUGGACAUGUUUGUAUACCUGUUCACUGUUAGCUUUAAUUCUUAUAAUACCUUCAGCAGCGAUGAAAUUAGUUGUUUUAAAACUAUAUAUAUAGAUACACUAACUGAUACGUUCAUUUUAGAGCUAACAACUGAACAACAGAAGUCUGUUUCAAGUGCUUUAUUUUAAUAGUCACAAUGAACAAGGUCAUUUAUCUCAAAAGUAAACAAUAAUUUGAAGCAAAAAAUAAAAAUGUGCUAAUUAUUUUUUAUUAAAAAAAUUGUGUUCAAAGCUUGAAUUUUUUAUUAAAACUUUAUUUAGUACAACCAGUUAUGUCUUGUUGUAUUUACUUGGGUAG